UCACCGAUUCUGAUGCUGACGAUGCCGGUCCGGAUAUCUUUUACGUAUCUUCUCUGUCGAGAAAUGAGGAUAAUGUAGAUGAGAAAGUGCAUCUGUGGAAGCAUUCAAAAUAUCUGUUGCUAAACCUAAACCCCUCUCUCACUGUGAUUGGCGUUUGCGGACUUGCAGACUCGUAGACUCGGAUAUGGGUUUUCCUCGGGGUAUAGGAGGGACGACACUUCAGUCCUUGAAACUCGCAGCCGUUCCAUCUUCUUCCAUCUUCAGACCCACUUUUCCCAAGACCCUCACCUUGCAUCCUCUAGGACACUUCUUCAAGUUGCAGAGGUCUGCACUUCCUUUCAUCAUCAGGGCUUUCUCAGCUCCGGGCUCAGCCCCAGCCCCAGCCCCCCCCCCCCCCCCCCCCCCCCCCCCCCCCCCCCCCGCCCUUCAGACCACCUCGAUUUCCCAUGAAGACCGUAAGGUUGCCAAACCUCAAUGGAGAGCUGCAAUAGAUUUCAAAUGGAUUCGUGACAACAAAGAAGCUGUUGCUGCAAAUAUUAAGAACAGGAACUCCAAUGCUGAUUUGGAGCUAGUGCUUGAGCUUUAUGAGAAAAUGUCUAACCUUCAGAAGGAAGUUGAACGGCUUCGUGGGGAAAGAAAUGUGGUUGCUAAUAAGAUGAAGGGAAAACUAGAUCCAUCUGAGCGCCAGAAAUUCAUAGAAAAAGGAAAGAAUCUUAAGGAAGGUCUUGUCUCUUUGGAAGAAGACCUCAUUCUACUCACUGAUAAGCUUCAACAAGAAUCACAAUGUAUACCAAAUAUGGCUCAUCCAGAUGUUCCAAUAGGAGGGGAGGAUUGCUCUGCUUUGAGAAAGAUGGUUGGUAGUCCACGUGAGUUCAACUUCCCUGCCAAAGACCACCUCCAACUUGGGAAAGAACUUGAUCUCUUUGAUUUUGAUGCAGCUGCAGAGGUAAGUGGGUCUAAAUUCUACUACCUAAAGAAUGAGGCGGUUUUGCUAGAAAUGGGCCUUAUCAAUUGGACACUUUCAGAAGUUAUGAAAAGGGGCUUUAUACCUCUAACCACCCCAGAGAUUGUACGAUCGUCUGUUGUUGAGAAGUGUGGAUUUCAACCUCGUGGAACAAACACCCAGGUCUGUGCUUAUAUUCUUUAUGCUGUUCCAAUGUCUAAUCAUUGACCAUUUAGUCAAUAU
This is a messenger RNA of Macadamia integrifolia, 1186 nucleotides long. RefSeq names its product serine--tRNA ligase, chloroplastic/mitochondrial-like. NCBI's taxonomy places the organism in Eukaryota, Viridiplantae, Streptophyta, Magnoliopsida, Proteales, Proteaceae. Bases 185 to 1171 code for a protein of 328 amino acids. The transcript has 6 exons. Gene Ontology annotation, molecular function: ATP binding; serine-tRNA ligase activity; tRNA binding. Gene Ontology annotation, cellular component: mitochondrion. The record is from RefSeq and is a predicted model, not a curated record. Gene Ontology annotation, biological process: mitochondrial seryl-tRNA aminoacylation.